Molecule: messenger RNA, 1871 nt
Organism: Saccostrea cuccullata (small rock oyster)
Lineage: Eukaryota; Metazoa; Mollusca; Bivalvia; Ostreida; Ostreidae
Exons: 10
Source: RefSeq, a predicted model, not a curated record
GUGUGAAAGAAAUUGCUCGUGGGAAAAAAUCCUACCUUAGUAGUACCCUUGCUAAUUACAAGCCUGCAGUAUGUAAUAAUGGAAAUUUGAACGAUUUUUGCCAUACUAAAAUUGAUGCCACUCCGUGGUAUCGGAUCGAUCUAGGGGCAAGAUAUGACGUUGACGAAGUGAGAAUCUUUAACAGGAGAAGGUGUUGUGGUAAUCGUUUCCGUGAUGCUGUGAUCCAAGUUGGUGACUCAAUAGGAAGUUUGAAGACAUGCGGUACUUUCAAAGGGCCUGGAAAAACUGGUCAAAUGAUGAAAAUAAAAUGUCCAGGUGGAAUGAAAGGACGUUGGGUUCAAAUCGUACAGAAGUAUCGUAGUGCGAUGAAUCUUGCCGAUGUACAAGUAUUUGGAACCAAAUCUGCAAGCCAAGCGCCCAAACCAACUACAACAGUCAACCGAGCAGAUAUGCUUGGCUGCUACCAGGACUCAAAGAAAAGGGUUCUUUCUGGACCACCGACAUUGAGUAAACACAUGACAGUCGGCUUCUGUAGACAAAACUGUGAAAGAAGAAACAAAAGAUUUUACGGUCUUCAACAUGCUAAUGAGUGUUGGUGUGGUAAUACCAUGCAGUCCAAGAUAAGUAAACCAAUGAAAGAAUGCAUGAUGAAAUGUAAGGGAAGUAACGAGGCUUGUGGAGGCCCUUGGAGGCUCUUGAUUUACAGAAACCCGAAAUACCGCAGUUCAGAUAUGCUUGGCUGCUACCAGGACUCAAAGAGAAGGGUUCUUUCUGGACCACCGACAUUGAGUAAACACAUGACAGUCGGCUUCUGUAGACAAAACUGUGAAAGAAGAAACAAAAGAUUUUACGGUCUUCAACAUGCUAAUGAGUGUUGGUGUGGUAAUACCAUGCAGUCCAAGAUAAGUAAACCAAUGAAAGAAUGCAUGAUGAAAUGUAAGGGAAGUAACGAGGCUUGUGGAGGCCCUUGGAGGCUCUUGAUUUACAGAAACCCGAAAUACCGCAGUUCAGCUGUGAAAGAGGUUGCUCGUGGGAAAAAAUCCUACCUUAGUAGUACUCUUGCUCAUUACAAGCCUGCAGUAUGUAAUAAUGGAAAUUUGAACGAUUUUUGCCAUACUAAAAUUGAUGCCACUCCGUGGUAUCGGAUCGAUCUAGGGGCAAGAUAUGACGUUGACGAAGUGAGAAUCUUUAACAGGAGAAGGUGUUGUGGUAAUCGUUUCCGUGAUGCUCUGAUCCAAGUUGGUGACUCAUUAGGAAGUUUGAAGACAUGCGGUACUUUCAAAGGGCCCGGAAAAACUGGUCAAAUGAUAAAAAUAAAAUGUCCAGGUGGAAUGAGAGGACGCUGGGUUCAGAUCACACAGAGGUAUCGUAGUGCAAUGAAUCUUGCCGAUGUUCAAGUAUUUGCAAGCAAAUCUGCAAGCCAAGUAGUCAAGCCGGCAGUUGUGAAAGAGCUUGCUCGUGGGAAAAAAUCCUUCCUUAGUAGUACCCUUGCUCAUUUCAAGCCUGCAGUAUGUAAUAAUGGAAAUUUGAACGAUUUUUGCCAUACUAAAAUUGAUGCCACUCCGUGGUAUCGGAUCGAUCUAGGGAAAAGCUAUAGCGUCGACGAAGUGAGAAUCUUUAACAGGAGAAACUGUUGUGGUAAUCGUUUCCGUAAUGCUGUGAUACUAGUUGGUGAGACAUUAGGGAGUUUGAAGACAUGUGGUACUUUCAAAGGGCCCGGAAAAACUGGUCAAAUGAUAAAAAUAAAAUGUCCAGGUGGAAUGACAGGACGCUGGGUUCAAAUCUUACAAAAGUAUCGUAGUGCAAUGAAUCUUGCUGAUGUUCAAGUAUUUGGAUCCUAGUUCUCUGGUUAAUAAAUGAAUCCUAUUACA